This is a messenger RNA of Fusarium verticillioides 7600, 1716 nucleotides long. RefSeq lists its product as hypothetical. Gene Ontology annotation, molecular function: zinc ion binding; DNA-binding transcription factor activity, RNA polymerase II-specific. The record is from RefSeq and is a predicted model, not a curated record. Gene Ontology annotation, biological process: regulation of DNA-templated transcription. The coding region runs from base 119 to 1600 and encodes 493 amino acids. Lineage: Eukaryota; Fungi; Ascomycota; Sordariomycetes; Hypocreales; Nectriaceae. The transcript is spliced from 4 exons.
AGCUUACAUCUCGACCUCCUCAACGAGCCUUUAACUAUCUCGGGUAUUCCAGCUCGCCCUUUCUCGGUCCCCAUCAAUCUUGUCUCUUUCUGGUGAGAUACACCGCUCUGACGAAACAAUGCCUGGCGUUCCAUCUUACAAAGGCUGCGAUGCGUGUCGGAAACAGAAGAAAAAGUGUGAUAAAGCUCAGCCAAAGUGUGCGAGGUGUGAAAGGCUUGAUAUUCCGUGUAUCAACGUUGGCAAACAGCGGUACAAGUUUAAAGUCCAGACUCUUGAACCGGGAGACAGUAUAAGUCUUCAGAGCAUCGAUACGGAAGAUGACACUACGACUUCAAGUUCGCGGUCUUCAAAAUCGCCUAUUUCUUUUACCCAAGCGCUAGUGAGAGUUCCUUACAAUAAAACAACAAUGGUCACUCAAACGCUUGUUUCGAGGUUGGAGAUUACAGAUCUGCGAUAUGACAUCACCUGUUACGGAGACUUUCUUCGACAUAUUCCUGCGCGGUUGGGGAGGAAUGAAGCUCUUGAUGCGUCAGCUGAUGCGUUGGCUACGACGUUUUCGACAUUGCAUCGACCGCAGGGGUAUCAGACUGUUGAUGCGCUCACAAAGUAUGUCAAGGCGAUAAGUUCGUUGAGAUUAUGCUUGGAGGAUCCUGCCAAGGCGAGAAUGCCUGAGACUAUGUGUUCGGUGUAUCUGAUUAUGAUCUGUCAGGGCUGGUUGGGAAGGGAUGAUGAUCCGACUACGAGUCACGGCCAGGGUUUAGCGUAUCUUCUCAAAGCAGCGGCGAGAGAGAACUGGAAAGCCGGUUUUGAAACAGACAUGCUCUUGACGUUCUGCGUCCCUGUCAUCAUAGAAAGCAUAUCAAACCCCAAGGUCAGGUUAGAAAAGUGGUUCUGGGACAUGCUCGACAACUUCAAAAAGAACAACCCCCCCUCAACGCCCGAAAGCGCAAAAGCCCAACAAGACGGCAAAGACGCAGGCGGAAUCCCCAGCCUUUCUAUCCGAAAUUUAGGCCGACUCCCAGACUUCAUAAACGACCCUGAACUCCACCGCAUGGAAAUAACGUGCGCAUACCACCGCCUGUGCCGUGACCUCCGCAAACUCUCCGAGAUCGUCAAAGCAGUAACGUGGGCGCCCGGCUUCUCCCCAACACCAAUGCAACUCCGCCUCUCCCGCUCCUACAACUCAGCCUACUCCGUGCUGCUAACAGUCCUUGUAAUAACCAGCCAAAUAAUGCAAGCCUUUGAUCCGUACAACCUCGCUUUAGUGGGCGAAGCAGCACUGUGUUCUUCAGAGGUUGUGUCGCUCGCGCAUAGGAUAAGUCAGUACAGACCGUUGGGGGCAAGCCAUGUUCCGUUGACGCUGGCUAUUGCGUGGGCUGCGACGGAUGAGCCGGGGAUGAAGAGGCAGUUGGAGGAGAAGUUGGAGGAGUAUCAGCAGGAUUGGACUGUGACGCAGUGGAUGAAGGUUGGGUAUUGGUGGACAGAGAAGUUUGCGGAGUUGAGGGGGAGGUUGGCGCCGAGGGUUUCGCUGGAGGAGGAGGAGAUGUUGGUCAGGAGGGGGGAGGGGAAGCAGUCUGCUGAUGAGUGUUGUGUUAUGUAGAAGCUAGUAUUCUGACCUCACGAAUAGCCUAUAAGAUUAGUUGAGAAGAGAGCAGGUUCUUUCUCCCCCAAGACUACGCGAAACAUCUACUCCGCGUUAUGAUUAUGUGUUAGGUC